AUGGAAUGUUCCCCGGAGGCAUACGCCAGUAGGCCUACACCGGAGGCAUACACCAGUAGACCAACACCUGAGGCAUACACCAGUAGACCUACACCUGAGGCAUACACCAGUAGACCAACACCUGAGGCAUACACCAGUAGACCAACACCUGAGGCAUACACCAGUAGACCUACACCGGAGGCAUACACCAGUAGACCAACACCUGAGGCAUACACCAGUAGACCAACACCUGAGGCAUACACCAGUAGACCUACACCUGAGGCAUACACCAGUAGACCUACACCUGAGGCAUACACCAGUAGACCUACACCUGAGGCAUACACCAGUAGACCUACACCUGAGGCAUACACCAGUAGACCUACACCUGAGGCAUACACCAGUAGACCUACACCUGAGGCAUACACCAGUAGACCAACACCUGAGGCAUACACCAGUAGACCUACACCUGAGGCAUACACCAGUAGACCAACACCUGAGGCAUACACCAGUAGACCAACACCUGAGGCAUACACCAGUAGACCAACACCUGAGGCAUACACCAGUAGACCUACACCGGAGGCAUACACCAGUAGACCAACACCUGAGGCAUACACCAGUAGACCAACACCUGAGGCAUACACCAGUAGACCAACACCUGAGGCAUACACCAGUAGACCUACACCUGAGGCAUACACCAGUAGACCUACACCGGAGGCAUACACCAGUAGACCUACACCGGAGGCAUACACCAGUAGACCAACACCUGAGGCAUACACCAGUAGACCUACACCUGAGGCAUACACCAGUAGACCAACACCGGAGGCAUACACCAGUAGACCAACACCUGAGGCAUACACCAGUAGACCUACACCUGAGGCAUACGCCAGUAGGCCAACACCGGAGGCAUACACCAGUAGACCAACACCUGAGGCAUACACCAGUAGACCUACACCUGAGGCAUACACCAGUAGACCUACACCUGAGGCAUACACCAGUAGACCUACACCUGAGGCAUACACCAGUAGACCUACACUGGAGGCAUACACCAGUAGACCUACACCUGAGGCAUACACCAGUAGACCUACACCUGAGGCAUACACCAGUAGACCAACACCUGAGGCAUACACCAGUAGACCUACACCUGAGGCAUACACCAGUAGACCUACACCGGAGGCAUACACCAGUAGACCAACACCUGAGGCAUACACCAGUAGACCUACACCGGAGGCAUACACCAGUAGACCUACACCUGAGGCAUACACCAGUAGACCUACACCGGAGGCAUACACCAGUAGACCUACACCGGAGGCAUACACCAGUAGACCUACACCGGAGGCAUACACCAGUAGACCUACACCUGAGGCAUACACCAGUAGACCUACACCUGAGGCAUACACCAGUAGACCUACACCUGAGGCAUACACCAGUAGACCUACACCGGAGGCAUACACCAGUAGACCUACACCGGAGGCAUACGCCAGUAUACCAGUCAUGAUAAAAACAAUAAAUUGGCCUAAAUACACUAUUAAACAACGAUGUAAAUAUUGA
This is a messenger RNA of Procambarus clarkii (red swamp crayfish), 1527 nucleotides long. NCBI's taxonomy places the organism in Eukaryota, Metazoa, Arthropoda, Malacostraca, Decapoda, Cambaridae. The record is from RefSeq and is a predicted model, not a curated record.